Messenger RNA from Eriocheir sinensis (Chinese mitten crab), 804 nucleotides. RefSeq lists its product as uncharacterized. The transcript has 3 exons. The record is from RefSeq and is a predicted model, not a curated record. Bases 271 to 804 code for a protein of 177 amino acids. Lineage: Eukaryota; Metazoa; Arthropoda; Malacostraca; Decapoda; Varunidae. Gene Ontology annotation, cellular component: membrane. Gene Ontology annotation, molecular function: ligand-gated monoatomic ion channel activity.
AUAGGAAGAAAGGAAGAACAAAAACCAACACCAGAAGACAAAACAAGCCGAAGAAGAGAAUCAGAAGAAAAAAGAAAAGAAGGAAAAGGAGGAGGAAGAGGAGGAGGAAUAAGAAGAAAGGAAGAACAAAAACCAGCACCAGAAGACGAAGCAGGCCAAAGAAGAGAAUCAGAAGGAAAAAGAAAAGAAGGAAAAGGAGGAGAAAGAGGAGGAGGAGGAAGGACAGCAUCAACAACAAACAAAGGUAGACCCACAGAAAGGACUCUUCGCAUGUUACUGGGCCAGGAUCUCCCGGGGCCCCUGCCAACCUACGCAUCUUACAGGGUCCUGGUGGCGACUUGGAUGGUUUUCUCUCUAGUGCUGGGAACGGUCUACCGGGGCAACCUAACAGCCGCCAUGACGCUGCCGAAGUACCCGAAGAGGAUUGAGACCGUGCAGGAGCUGGUGAAAGGUGUGGACAGAAUCAACAUGCCACCGUACGGAGCUGACCACAAGGAGUCGUACAAGCGGUCGGGGUCACGGGUGCUGAGGGCGGUGGGGGAGCUCAUCCAGAUUGUUGAGACCAUUGAGGGGAUCGGCAGAGCCCUCAAGAACAGGAGGGAGGCACACGCAGACGACCUCCACUACCUCCAGCAAGUGACGACGCAGGACUAUACGAGCAGGGGCGGGAAGGAGCUCUUGUACGUGGGUAAACAGAACAUCUUCGCAAGCCCCUCUGCCUGGCCCGUCCCGCACGAUGCCCCCUACACCGACCAUAUAAACCACGUGAUGCUGCGUGUGAUCGAGGCGAGUAUGCGAGGGUGA